AUGUCCGAAUUGAGAACCGAAAACAGCGGAAUGUCGCACAUUGUGAACUCAGGCCCUGUGUCUAUCGGAGCUUACUGUUUCUCGUCCAUUCUUAUGACCGUUACCAACAAGUUCGUUGUCAGCGGGGACAAGUUCAACAUGAACUUUGUUAUGCUGUUCGUGCAGGCUUUGGUAUGCACUCUCUGUCUCGCGGUUCUGAAAAUGUUAGGCUACGCCAAGUUCCGUCCCCUCAACAAGACCGAUGUCAAGAACUGGUUUCCAAUCUCGCUCUUGCUCGUGGCCAUGAUCUACACCUCAUCGAAAGCCUUGCAACAUCUCGCCGUCCCAAUUUACACCAUUUUCAAGAAUCUAACCAUCAUUUUGAUCGCCUACGGCGAAGUUUUGUUUUUCGGAGGCUCAGUCUCUGCUAUGGAGCUCUCGGCUUUCGUGGUCAUGGUCUUGUCUUCUGUGGUAGCUACUAUGGGUGAUCAACAAGACUUGUCUGCCAAGACUGCCAAUCAAGCGCAGAGCGCCACUGAAGGCUAUGUCUGGAUGUUCACCAAUUGCAUUGCUUCCGCUCUAUUUGUGUUGAUUAUGCGCAAGAGAAUUAAGUUGACCAAUUUCAAGGACUACGACACUAUGUUCUACAACAACAUUUUGGCUUUGCCCGUUCUAUUGAUCUCAUCCAUUGCCUUGGAAGACUGGUCUCCCGCCAACUUGACUACCACUUUUACCAACGAAUUCUUAACCGCCUUGGUUAUCUCCGGCUUGGCCUCUGUUGGUAUCUCAUACUGCUCCGGAUGGUGUGUCAGAGUCACUUCGUCCACUACGUACUCUAUGGUUGGUGCAUUGAACAAGUUGCCUAUCGCCUUGUCUGGUUUGAUCUUCUUCGAUGCCCCAAAGAACUUUUUGUCUAUUUUCUCCAUUUUCUUGGGUUUCCUAGCUGGCUUAAUCUACGUUGUCGCUAAGCAGAAGAAGCAGCAGAAGCAGAAACCUCAACCACCAAAGGUUUAA
Molecule: messenger RNA, 993 nt
Organism: Lachancea nothofagi CBS 11611
Lineage: Eukaryota; Fungi; Ascomycota; Saccharomycetes; Saccharomycetales; Saccharomycetaceae
Source: the annotation of a GenBank genome assembly